Messenger RNA from Salvelinus namaycush (lake trout), 1081 nucleotides. Its product is annotated as opsin-5-like. Lineage: Eukaryota; Metazoa; Chordata; Actinopteri; Salmoniformes; Salmonidae. The transcript is spliced from 6 exons. The record is from RefSeq and is a predicted model, not a curated record. Bases 11 to 1081 code for a protein of 356 amino acids. Gene Ontology annotation, biological process: visual perception; G protein-coupled receptor signaling pathway. Gene Ontology annotation, molecular function: G protein-coupled receptor activity. Gene Ontology annotation, cellular component: membrane.
ACUCCUAAUCAUGGCUCUGAUAGGAAAUGACACCUCAGCUCGCCCCGAUUAUGUUCCCCAUUACCUCCUGGCGGGCGACCCUUUUGCCUCCAAGCUGUCCAAGGAGGCCGACAUCGUGGCUGCUUUCUACAUCUGCAUCAUAGGGAUCAUGUCAGCCAUAGGAAAUGGCUAUGUUAUAUACAUGACCAUCAAACGCAAGACAAAGCUAAGGCCGCCUGAGCUCAUGACAGUCAACUUAGCCAUAUUUGACUUUGGCAUAUCAGUCACAGGGAAGCCGUUCUUUGUGGCGUCCAGUUUCUCCCACCGCUGGCUGUUUGGCUGGGAGGGCUGUCGUUUCUAUGGCUGGGCUGGCUUCUUCUUCGGUGUUGGCAGCCUCAUCACUAUGACCGUAGUCAGCCUAGACAGAUAUCUCAAGAUCUGCCAUCUCAGAUACGGGACGUGGCUAAAGAGGCAACAUGCUUUCCUGAGUAUGGUGUUUGUGUGGCUGUAUGCAGGCUUCUGGGCCACCAUGCCCCUGGUAGGCUGGGGCAACUAUGCUCCCGAGCCCUUUGGCACUUCCUGCACUCUGGACUGGUGGCUGGCCCAGGCCUCCGUGGCGGGCCAGAGCUUCGUCAUUGCAAUCCUCUUCUUCUGCCUCAUCUUCCCCACCGGCAUCAUCGUUUUCUCCUACGUCAUGAUCAUCUUCAAGGUCAAGUCCUCAGCCAAGGAAAUCUCCCACUUUGACACCAGGAACCAGAACAGCCAUAAUCUGGAGAUGAAACUGACCAAGGUGGCGAUGCUGAUCUGUGCCGGUUUCUUGAUAGCGUGGAUCCCUUAUGCAGUGGUCUCAGUGGUGUCUGCGUUUGGCGAGCCCGACUCAGUGCCUAUCUCGGUCUCUGUGAUCCCCACUCUGCUUGCUAAGUCCUCUGCCAUGUACAACCCCAUCAUCUACCAGGUCAUCGACCUGAAACACUCCUGCGCUAAAUCCUCCUGUUUUCAAGUUCUGAAGAAGCGCACACAUUUAAAAAAGUCACGGUUUUACACAAUUUCUGGCUCACUUAAAGUCAGUCCGUCCAGUAAUCAGUCUCACAUUGAAAUGUGA